Sinocyclocheilus anshuiensis is the source of this 2182-nucleotide messenger RNA. RefSeq names its product protein arginine N-methyltransferase 5-like. The record is from RefSeq and is a predicted model, not a curated record. NCBI's taxonomy places the organism in Eukaryota, Metazoa, Chordata, Actinopteri, Cypriniformes, Cyprinidae. Gene Ontology annotation, biological process: peptidyl-arginine N-methylation; regulation of DNA-templated transcription. Bases 225 to 2120 code for a protein of 631 amino acids. The transcript is spliced from 16 exons. Gene Ontology annotation, cellular component: cytosol; nucleus.
AUCGUCUCUUUCUGCAGCAUCACGUCUGCCCAUUGUCUGAUCUCGUUCUGAAGUCUCGCGAAGGUCGCACGAGAAACAGAAGCUGCGUUUCAGGCAAUCGCCAUUUUGGAUCUAUCACCGCGUUGUUGCUAAAAUGCAAGCAGUCUUAUUUUGAGCCAACAUGACGUCAGUUUCUCCAUAGUCCUGUAUGAGUUUCAUCUUCCCUCCCAUCCCGUCUCCUAACGAUGGCGUCCGGCGGUGCAGAUAGCAGGGUCUCCUGCGGGAGAGAUUUGAGUUGUGUUCCCGAAGUGGCGGAUACCCUCGCUGCGGUCGCCAAAUUAGGCUUUGAUUUCCUGUGCAUGCCGCUGUUCCACCCGCGGUUCCGACGGGAGUAUGAACUGGACCCUGCUAAGUCACGACCCGGAGCCCAAACACGCUCUGACCUGCUGUUAUGUGGCAGAGAUUGGAACACACUUAUCGUGGGAAAGCUGUCACCCUGGAUUGAGACAGACUCAGAGCUGACCACAGAACGCAGGAAUUCAGAAGAAGCGCUGGUACAGGAGCUCAAUUUCUGUGCUUAUCUGGGGCUGCCAGCUUUCAUGAUCCCCCUAAGGGGUCCGCACUGUGCCAACCUGGCUCGAAUCCUGCUUAACCACAUCCACACAGGACACCACUCUUGCAUGUUUUGGAUACGCGUUCCACUGUUAGCUCCCGAGGACACGCGUGAAGAUCUCAUCGAGAACGAGUCAUCUAAACAAAUGGAUGAUGGCAGCAAUGAUGAGAAGACCUGGGCAUGGUGGCACUCAUUCAGAACACUCUGUGACUAUAACAAGAGGAUUUGCCUUGCUAUUGAAAUCGGAGAAGACCUGCCAUCUGACACGUUAAUCGACAAGUGGCUUGGAGAACCAAUCAAAGCAGCCAUUCUCCCCACCAGCAUUUUUCUAACCAAUAAAAAAGGGUUUCCGGUCCUUUCAAAAGCCCACCAGCGAGUCAUCUUUCACCUCUUCAAGCUGGAGGCUCAGUUUAUUUUCACAGGGGCAAACCGCCACAGUGAGAAAGACUUGCGCUCGUACCUGCAGUAUCUGGAGUACCUCAACCAAAACCGUCCAGCACCUAAUGCCUAUGAGCUCUUCGCCAAAGGCUAUGAAGAUUACCUUCAGUCACCACUGCAGCCUUUAAUGGACAAUUUGGAAUCACAGACGUAUGAAGUUUUCGAAAAGGAUCCCAUCAAAUAUUCUCAGUACCAACAGGCUGUAUAUAGAUGUCUACUAGACAGAGUUCCUGAAGAACAGAUGGAAACCACUGUGCAGGUUUUGAUGGUACUAGGUGCAGGGCGUGGUCCACUGGUAAAUGCCUCACUUCGUGCUGCAAAACAGGCUAAGAGGAAACUGCGUGUGUAUGCCGUCGAGAAGAACACAAAUGCUGUUGUCACGCUGGAGAACUGGAAAUUUGAGGAGUGGGGUGAUCAGGUGACUGUUGUAUCAUGUGACAUGAGGGAAUGGACUGCUCCAGAGAAAGCAGAUAUCAUUGUGAGCGAGCUUUUAGGGUCAUUCGGAGACAAUGAGCUUUCACCCGAGUGCCUUGAUGGAGCGCAGCACUUCCUCAAAGAUGAUGGCAUAAGCAUUCCCUGCUCUUACACGUCUUUCCUGGCUCCACUGUCCUCCUCUAAACUAUAUAAUGAAGUGCGUGGGUGUCGAGAGCGAGACAAAGACCCCGAGUGCCAUUUUGAGACACCAUAUGUUGUCAGACUACACAACUUCCACCAACUUGCAGACCCCAAACCCUGCUUCACCUUCGUACAUCCCACCACAGAUAUGAAUAAUAACCGGUAUCAAUGUCUACGGUUCUUCAUUGGAUGUAAUUCAGUGCUUCACGGCUUUGCUGGAUAUUUUGAGGCCACACUCUACAAAGAUGUCACGCUCAGUAUAAAACCUGAAACACACUCUCCUGGGAUGUUCUCCUGGUUCCCCAUUCUAUUCCCUUUGAAACAGCCGAUCCCGCUGUCCUGUGGCGAUAACGUGAGCGUGAGGUUCUGGAGGUGUAACAAUGGAAAGAAGGUCUGGUAUGAAUGGGCUGUGACUGAGCCUAUAUGCUCCGCCAUUCACAACCCUUCUGGGCGCUCUUACACCAUCGGCCUGUAGCAAGCUGACAUCUACUGAGACAUGGGGUUACACUGACUUUUGUUUUGUUGUUGUUGUUGUUU